AUGGCAAAACCUAUACCCAAAAUUGGUUCGCGUAAAAAUGGACGUAUUGGUUCACGUAAACAUGCUCGUAAAAUACCAAAGGGCGUUAUUCAUGUUCAAGCUAGUUUCAACAAUACCAUUGUCACUGUUACCGAUGUACGGGGUCGGGUAAUUUCGUGGUCCUCCGCAGGUACUUGUGGAUUCAAAGGUACGCGAAGGGGAACACCAUUUGCCGCCCAAACCGCAGCAGGAAAUGUUAUUCGAACAGUAGCGAAUCAAGGCAUGCAACGAGCAGAAGUCAUGAUAAAGGGUCCUGGUCUCGGAAGAGAUGCGGCAUUAAUGUAA
This is a messenger RNA of Arachis stenosperma, 324 nucleotides long. Its product is annotated as 30S ribosomal protein S11, chloroplastic-like. Gene Ontology annotation, molecular function: mRNA 5'-UTR binding; structural constituent of ribosome; small ribosomal subunit rRNA binding. Gene Ontology annotation, cellular component: ribosome; mitochondrial small ribosomal subunit. The record is from RefSeq and is a predicted model, not a curated record. The coding region runs from base 1 to 324 and encodes 107 amino acids. Gene Ontology annotation, biological process: ribosomal small subunit assembly; translation; maturation of SSU-rRNA from tricistronic rRNA transcript (SSU-rRNA, 5.8S rRNA, LSU-rRNA). NCBI's taxonomy places the organism in Eukaryota, Viridiplantae, Streptophyta, Magnoliopsida, Fabales, Fabaceae. The transcript has a single exon.